GAUUAGCCGUAGGCCAUCGUAUUCUUUAGAGUAUGCGGUGAUUUGUUCAUAAUUCGGUGUGUUAAGUCGGAUCCCAGUACUCACUCUAGCUGGGGAUGGGAAAGUGAUAUGGGUUGUGUGAGUUCCAAGCUAGUUCCGGAACCCCCGGUUCUAGGAGAGGGAGAAAUCGUGAAAACCGUCUAUGCUCCUAAUGAUAACAACGAUAGACAGGGCAAGAAUGGCCGAAACAGACAAUCUGGCCAGAGGGGCAUCCGAGGCCAACAGAACGCUGGAAGGGAUAAUAACAACCAGGAUGGUCCCCCAAGAGGCAAAAUUGCUAAAUACAAGGCGAGAUUCGAUCCUCGUGUCACAGCUAAGUAUGACAUUAAAGCUCUGAUAGGCCGAGGAAGUUUCAGCCGAGUUGUACGAGUAGAACACAAAAUCACUAAGCAGCCAUAUGCUAUAAAGAUGAUAGAUCGGGUACAGGGGAAGGAAGUAUUCGAGUCCGAACUAGCCGUACUCAGAAGGGUAAAACAUGACUAUAUCAUUCAACUGAUUGAGGUGUUUGAGAGCAAAGAUAAAGUGUACAUGGUAAUGGAGCUAGCAACUGGAGGCGAGCUCUUUGACCGGAUAAUCUCCAAGGGUAGUUUCACAGAAAAGGAUGCUAGUAAAAAUCUGAAAAUGGUCAUGGAAGGACUGCGUUACUUACACAAUCUAGGAAUAACACAUCGAGAUUUGAAACCAGAAAACUUGCUGUACUAUCACCCUGGUCAUGACUCCAAAAUCAUGAUCACAGACUUUGGUCUAAGUGCCACACGUAAAGCUGGAGAAAUGUACAUGAAAACAACGUGUGGAACGCCCGAAUACAUUGCCCCUGAAAUUCUGGCACGGAAGCCAUAUACAAACAUUGUGGACCUGUGGGCAGUUGGAGUUAUCACUUAUAUUUUACUAAGUGGAACGAUGCCUUUUGAUGAUGAGAAUAGGACUCGGUUAUAUAGACAGAUUCUCAAGGCCAAGUAUUCAUAUGCAGGAGAGCAUUGGAAAGAUGUCUCUCCUUUGGCCAAAGACUUCAUAGAUAAGCUCCUGGUGCUGGACCCCAACCAAAGGCUGACUGCUGCCCAAGCAGUGAAGCAUCCCUGGAUCGCCACCAAUGCGGCUUCUUCCAGUAACAAAAAUCUGCAUCGGACAAUCAGUCAGAAUCUGCUGCAUCGCCAAUCUACCCGCGCCAACAGCACAAAGAGUGCCAAAAGUACCAAAUCAGCUAAAUCCACAAAGUCGAACAAAUCCAGUAAGUCCUUGCGGUCAGAGCAUCGGCGCGUCCAGCCAGAGGAAUUGGAAGAGCUUCAAAAAGAACUACAACACCACCCUCUCUGAGAGGGCAAAUAGACAGCUGGCGGGUCAUGUCAAAGUCCAGGGCCGUUUUAGGUCAAGGUCAUGUGGGUUUGAGAUGGAUGCUGACCUUGGUGGAUGAUGCCAAAGGUCCAAGGUCAUUCAGGAUCCCUUGAGGAAACUGUGAAGUAGACUUUGAUGGAGUACAAAAUCUGGUCCUGAUGACUGGUCACUGGUAUUGUUAACCAUAAUGGCAAGGGAAGUGACAGUCAUUGGCUUGCAGGAUGGCUCGUAUUCUCCAUUCCUGAGUCAUUCAACUGCUCCAACUGUGUGAAGAAAAUCACGCUCUCACAAGGAAGAAGGGAUACUUCUGUCUACCAUCUCAUUCUGGUUCCAUCAUUGGACCAGGAACACCAAUGAGGCCAUCAGCACAGUAUAUAUAUGUAAUAAAUAUAUAUAUAAAUAUAUGUACAUAGUAUAUAAUGGUGUAAUAUAUCCAGUACAAGUCAAGGAAUUAAUGGUGCUCAGGGUGCUGCUGAUAGAUGGCAGCACAAGUCAUAAAUGCAGUGUUCAAUACAAGAGGAGACUGGUUCUCAGUUCAUGAUUCCAGUAUUUCCUCCGAUAUCAGGCAGGGUACAUAUUCAUUUAUGAAUAUAUAGUGUUCAAAGAGAAAAUUAUAUGCUGAAAGUAAGGUUGUAUAUUUAGAAAUAUUUAAGCAGCUGUCAGUCCAAACAUGGUGUGCAUGAAGGGUGAGGUUUUUUAGGACGAAGAAAAUAAUCCUCUCCUCCUUUUCCUCCACCAACACAGUUUCUGAGCAAGGAGGUACUUCUUACUGUAAGAAAGAGAAAGUACAGUUGGGAAAGCAAAUUAAGGGCAGUAAGGGUGAACAGGAACCUAAAUCUAUUAGUCACAGGCCAUGCCAGCAUUACUGCUGCCUCCUUGAACAAAGUCAUCUAAAUGUUCAUCCACUGGGAGGAGACCCACCUUCACUGUAGAGUCCAUAUCGUAUUCUGUUACAUGAAAAUUGGGACCUUUUAGCAUGGGGCUUUUUUUAUUUUUCAGUGUUUUAAUUUAUUUUUAUCCAUAAUGGGUGGGGAGUGUUGACUGGGUGUUUUUUGCCAGGGCCACAAUAGUGUUAUGAUUAUUAUUAUCUUUUUUUCCUACCAAAAUGGGUGGAUUGCAGCAGACGUCGUGAUUUAUUUUUGGACAAUAUGUAUGUUAUUACAUGAGGUGUCAGUGCUCGCCUCAUUUACCAACAUAUAGGCGGGGAGCAAAAAAGUUUGACAUUAGAACUGCUACAAGGCAGCCAUUAAUUUUAAAACAAAGCAAAUGCGAUUUUGAGUGAGCUAAAAAAGCUUGUUUAAAGUCAAUUUUGGUGGUUUUAUUUGAUAACAUUGAUUGUGUUUAAUUUAAAAGACACUGUAAGAAGUUGUGGUUUUUAAGUAAGAAGUAGUGGUUUUUAAGUGCUCUCUUUUUGUGGUUGAGUAACCAGAUGCGUAAACUUGCAAUAGCAAGCAGGGCCCUCAGUGGGUGGGGGGAGAGCCUAGGACUAGGGUCUGGGGAGUUUUGUAUCCAUGCCAAAACUGCUGGCUAAUCCUCAAAAUACCCAACUGAGAGAGAGUAACCCCAUGCCUUGACAUGAAACUGUAUUCUCCAUGCCUCUUUGCCAGCACAUUUUACCAGGUUGUCGUUUUUUUUUCUGUCUUGUUUUUAAGUGCAAUCUUUUUUUUCUUUUUCUUCUUGAAUUUUUGAAUGUUCUUAAUUUUUAUUUUAAUUAACUUGGUCUUAUUUAAUUAACAUAUUUUGGAAGGUCUGCUGUGAAAUCCAGGCCACUGAAAAAUGAAAGCAUAAGUGGUUUGGUCAAAGGGGAAUGUUUUCUUGCUCUCCAAAGUUUAAUUUGGUCAACAAGUGAUGUUUGAGAUCAUGUGGCAUAAUUCAUUUUCCAUUUCAAAUAUCAUCUCCAUCAGUCUAAGUCCUGUGCUCAUUUUCCAGGAAUGUGUGAUUUAUACAAAUCGCUUGGAAUGACCGUGUAUCUUACAAAGUGCCCUUUAUGGAAAGCAACUCCAAACAGCUGUUGUUUGCUAUCAAUCCUUCCAGGAGAGGGCACCUCUACCGACUCUUAUUUCUAUUCUUUUUGACAAGGUGGAGCACUGCACUGCAUGACCAGCUUGUAAUAAAACCUUGAACUAUAUUCUAGGCAGGUUUAGACACCAUUUCUGGAGCUGAUGUGAGAUCCAAGUAGAUCAUGUUCUCCAUGCUCUCAGACAAGUUAGUUAAUGACAUCUUGCGUAAAAUUAUUGACAAUAUUGUCUGCUGUAGUGAUUUCUUAACUAAAAUCCACUUCCUGUGUUUUUUUCUUUGGUCUUGUUCUUUCCAAAUUAUCAUGUUAAAAUGUCUUUGUAAAUAGUUCUACGAUAUAGGAAGAAGAUUCAGCAGCAAGAGACUUGACUCUUCACUAUAGUUAAAUCGAUUCCAGCCACCACUAAGGCCCUUGGUGGCAACAUGCAGGUUUUCCCAAUGCCUGGUGAACUUUUUGCCCUUACUGCUCUUACAUUUUAAAGGCCAAGAAAUGUUUUUAAGACCCUGUUUAGUGCUAAGCAUACGGUAGAUACUUGAAAUUUUUAAACGCUUGCUAGUAUUUCACUUUUUGAAUAUAUAUAUUUUUUUUAAUUUGCAAAAGUGUACUUUCAGACACAAAGGCCAACUAAAUUUUCAAAUAUUUCAAAUGAGAAAACUGAAGUUUAAUUUUUUUAAAAAAAGAACAUUUUAGGAGAAAAUUAUUAGUCCACGUUGUUUGAAUCUGUUGAAUAAUUACCAUAAAUGCUGUGAGAUUGACAGGACCCCAGUGGUCUGCGGGGAAACUGGCUGGCAUGGUGACAUAGUGGACGAGGAACAGGGCGAGAUGGUUAUGACUUCUUGUGUGCCCAGUUGGAAUGACCCCCAGAUUGGUCCUUCAAUAAAGAAAUUUGGUGUGGCAGUCCAAAAAGAUAUGCGGAACUCAUUUCUGAAGGGGUUUGAAAUGAGAUGAUCUAUGCGUAUGUCAGUGUGGGGCUUGUUGAGACGAUGCCAAAUUUACAACUGCCUCUUGAUAGAUUUUUUUAAAGAACAAUGCUGUUACAGAGUAUCUGUUUAAGUGAAAAUGAAAGAACACUGGAAGUAAUUCAAAGAGUGGAAUGUUUGUGGCUUUCAAAUCAACUGUUGUCCAAAUUUUAGGUCUUAAUGUAGUUGUCACUUACGGUUCAUUUGGGACAUUUUUUGACAUGAGACUUCAACUGUUACACAAGCUGUUCACAAUCAGCAGUUUGUACUCGAGCUGUUCAUUCAGAGGAUCUUGACAUGUCUAGUGGAAUACUCAAAAUUCUUAAAAUUUUGUACUCUGUAUUAGACGUUGACGUCACCAUUGCAUCUACACCGUGGCUAUGCAGGGGUCGUUCCGCCAGGUCAUUCACCCAGCAUUGAACUGGGUGGGUAACCCGAGUGCAUUAUCAGACCUUGGCAAGUCAUCCACUUCUUAUAAAAUCCAACCAUUAUUUGAAAGCCACAACAUGUUUGGGUUUCAGAAAAUAACAAUACUUGUUUGUUGUUUUACAAUUUUUUAGGGGAACCAAAGGUGUUUUGAUUUCUGAGUGUAAACAUAUGUAACUGCUGUUUUAACCCCCUCUCCCAUUUGUUAUGGUUUAAAUGCAUUUCUGCUGUCAGGUCUACACAUGUACCCCUGCCUGAUACUAAAAACUCCAUUAUUAAUAUUAUUAUUAUUGAAUCAGGGUCAGUAGUAUAUAUCAGGAUGUAUAUAGAUGUAAAUAUAUUUGAGAGAUAAAACAUAUAUAUGUAUAUGUAUACUUAUAUUGGUACAUAGUUAUAAGAACAUAGAUUUUAAUUUUAUUACGUAAGAUGCUAAUUAUUCACAUUAUUUUACAAGGUCCUAGUCAUUUUCUCAAAUGAUUACCAUGAGUAUUCUGUGGAUGGAUGAAUGAAUGGAUGGAUGGAUGGAUUUAACGUCUCACUGGUGAUUGCAAACUCUGAUGGUCAAUCAGUCUGCUUUUAACGCUUUUAUCGCUGGCGUACCCUGUGUGUUUCUGCAUUUUAGGUCUUGUUGCACAAUUGAUGUCCAGGGCAUGCAUUUAGAAGCACUGUGAUACUAAUUCAAGAGAUUUUCUUUCUAUAUAUGUAUGUUGUUUUUCACAGAAGAACUCGAGUCUUGAGUAGUUAAGUUGUCAUCUGCUGAACAUUUUUCUCUAAGAUAUUUAUUCAUGUUUUAUGCUUUAUUAUGGUUAUGUCUGUCUACCAAAUGGCUAUAUAAUUGGAAAUGAUUCAACUAGUAACUACAUAUGGGAAAAAAGGUUAAAUAAUUUCUGUGCACCAUAAGAAACAUUUUAAAUUUUGGAUGGUCUUAUGAUAAGGAAUAUAAUGUUUAAUGAGAUGUUUAUUUUGCACAGUUUUAGGGUCAUUUCAACUUUGUUUGUUAAGAUGCCAAACAUUUAAAAAUUUGCUAAUAAUUGUUGAAAUACCUAAAAAGAUCACAAGGGCUUCUUUGAAGUGGUCUGCAAGAACCUUCAUGAUUUCUAUGGUUAUUACUUUUUUAAUUCAAACAAAUACAUUUAUUAUUCUUCAGAAAAAAAAGAACAUGUUGGUAGCAAGUUCUUUAAAAGAUAUUGUUGUAAGUUUUUAUUUAAAGUGUUGGUUUGAUGUCAGAAAGUAUUUUUUUAAACAUUCAGUGACCUAAAUAUUAGAUCAUACUAAGUAAUUUAAUACCUUGAGUAUUUGAAAUUUUCAAGUAAUUCCUUUGAAUUUAAAUUCUUCAUUGGUCUGAGACAUGUUUUUAGAAAUUUCAGAUAUGCAUCAGAAUUUGUUUUUUUUGUAAUUUUUAUCAGCUAAGAUAUAUUGUGGUCUUGCUUUCCAUGGAGUUUUCAACAGAUUUUAUCCCAAAUGUGUACCACAGUUAAUUUUUCCUCUCACUAGACUGAACUUGAAGUUAAUAAUAGAAGAUCAAAAAAUAGAAUAUCAUUAGUAUAUUCAUGUGCAAUUCAUGUACUGAUUAGAAAGCACCAGCUAGUCAAAGUGGAUAGCAUUAGAAAGGUGAAAUAAUGCAGUGACAAUCAUUGUUGACAAUAGGUCACAUCACAAAGUAGCAUGUUCUUUGACUGGUGUUAAAAUAUGGUGUGCUCCUGGCUGGUUGCUUGAGGCAGACAAACUAGAUCUUUUUUCAUCUACUAUUUCUCUACUUGUAUGUAAGAUAUUCAUUUAGAUUCUAGUGGCUAGUUUUGCUAAAACAUGCCUUUUUAGUGUACAGACUUUCUUGAAGUUUUCUUGAAACAAUACUCAAACAGAUUACUUAACUCACAGAAAUGAAACAAUGUGGCCAACUUGCAAAUGCAGAACUUUGUAUACCAAUGUGAAAAGCAACAUAAUUUUGUAAACCCAUGUGUGCAAUUAAUUGUUCAUCUGCCAAAACAUUUUCAAAUUCAAAAUUGAAUAGUAAAGGGCAGAUAUUCUCUGCAGAAUUCAUAUGUAUGGAAACCAGAUUUUUUUUAGUGUGAACAAAAUAUCAAAUAACUGUGAAUGUAGUUUCACUGUGGGUAUGUGUGAUCUCAUGGUACAUUGGUAUGUAUAUAAGGUCACCAACAUGUUCUUUCCAGAUGUACAGUGAAGAAAACCCUGAUGCAAUAUUACCUUGUACUGUAUGUGAGUGUCCAUUGUUUCAGGUACAAAGUGUCACAGUAGAGAAUUAUGUUUCUGUAUAUCAAAUAAGCAAGCUUUAUCCUGAAAGUAACUUAUUUAUUGUAUAGUGUACAUCGUCUCUUUUAUAUUUUUUCCAUUUCACUGCAUUGGUCAUGGCAAACAAAUUAUUAAACUAGUCGCAGCUGGUAUCAUUCAAACUAGUCACUGACACUGCCCGAGAGCCAGCUUGGUACCUUCAUCUUCUAAUGUCAUAGUGCAAUUGUAUUAGGUGAUACAACAUUCAGUAUUGCGGCAGUCGUUAACAGUAGAUGCAAUGCAAGUGUUUGGAUCUGUUCUAUUUUAUGUAGUUGUGUAACAUACAGAUUUUUGCAGAGGAAGUGCUCCUCGAUGUGUAACAUGUGAUUCAGAUCAAAAAUAAAUACAAAGUUGAAAUUA
This is a messenger RNA of Lingula anatina, 7422 nucleotides long. RefSeq names its product serine/threonine-protein kinase H1 homolog. The record is from RefSeq and is a predicted model, not a curated record. Gene Ontology annotation, biological process: protein phosphorylation. Gene Ontology annotation, molecular function: ATP binding; protein kinase activity. Lineage: Eukaryota; Metazoa; Brachiopoda; Lingulata; Lingulida; Lingulidae.